AGCUCGGAUCAUUCGUUGAAAACGCAUCAUUUAAUCGUGUGAAAUUACAGAUAAAUACAAAAAAUCCAGUGCCAAAUAUUUAAGCGGUGUCCCUCACUUAUUUACUAAGUUUCCAUCAUAUUUCUAAGCGAUAAAAUUUAGGGAAGAAUUUAUGAAAUGUCAUCUUAAAACGUGAGAGCAAAUUGGCACAAACUUGAGCGUUGGAUCAGUAGUGGAUAAACAUCAUUCGAAUGAUGAAUUUGUUUUAUUCUCACCUGUAAAAAAAACAAAGUGUAAAUAGUAUAAGAUUAAGUGUAUAUUGAUAUUAGCAAUAAAUGGCGGCGUACCAAUUUUCUAAAAGAAGGAGUUCUUCAAUCAAAAAGGAAUUCAACGAGAGUGAGCUAGAAGGUCUGAAAAUUGCUUUUGAGCUGCUGGAUCGUAACCAAGAUGGACAGGUCACACCGGGAGAGUUCAAGAUCAUGCUGAAUAAUUUAGGAAUUGACAUUAAGUAUGAAAAAGCUGAAGAGAUAAUUAGGAUUGCCAGUCAUUCAGGCUCAGACUUAAUAGACCAAAACGACUUCCUUUCUUUCGUUAAACAGAUUCAAAAAGCAUGUCCAGGAGACGUAGACGAGGAUAUAGCUAGUGACCUAAAGGCAGCCUUUCAAGUUUUUGAUUUGGACGGAGAUGGUUAUAUUACAAAAGAGGAAUUAAAAACUGCCAUGGAAAUGAUUGGGGAAGCUGUUACAGAUCAACAAUUAGAACAGGUUAUUCGACUGGCUGAUACUGAUAAGGAUGGAAGGAUAAACUAUGAAGAAUUUGUUAAGUUAUUAACAUCGUAAAGAGAGUAAGAAGAACAAAGCUUAAAAUGGUUCCAAUGUUCUAUGGUAAAUAUUUGGUUUUAAGUAAAAGCCAGGCUGUGAUCCAUGUUUACAAUUAAAUAUCAUUAAGCAAACAUAUUUUGACUGAAUUGAGAAAUAUUUAAUGGAUAUUUUUGUUUCCUAAGUAGAUACCUAGGUAAUUAUUGUAAAGUUGUGUAAUAAAGAUAUGGUUUUUA
Diabrotica virgifera virgifera (western corn rootworm) is the source of this 1033-nucleotide messenger RNA. RefSeq names its product calcium-binding protein E63-1 (gene Eip63F-1). NCBI's taxonomy places the organism in Eukaryota, Metazoa, Arthropoda, Insecta, Coleoptera, Chrysomelidae. The transcript is spliced from 5 exons. Gene Ontology annotation, molecular function: calcium ion binding; enzyme regulator activity. The coding region runs from base 315 to 818 and encodes 167 amino acids. The record is from RefSeq and is a predicted model, not a curated record.